AUGGCGUUUGUUUCGUUUAAAUCGGGGUUUAAUACGGCCAUAAGACAAGAGAAAUUUACCACCAAAUGCGCGGGAAAUUUUGCAAAAUUGGCCCAACACCCUGCUAACAAACGGGCCAGUUCACCCACCGCGGCGGUUACCAUCCACCGCAACGCUUGCAACAGACGCCACCAUGUACGGAUGGGGGGCGUUGAUAUUCAGGGAUUCGGGGGAAGUUCUGGCCGCAGGCAGUGUGUGGGAGCAUUCGCACCUCACAUGAUAUCGGAAGCACGGUUGCGUGUAGUUAAUCUCGCAUUACGCGAUUUAGAACACAACUAA
Molecule: messenger RNA, 318 nt
Organism: Trypanosoma theileri
Lineage: Eukaryota; Euglenozoa; Kinetoplastea; Trypanosomatida; Trypanosomatidae
Exons: 1
Coding region: 1-318 (105 amino acids)
Source: RefSeq, a predicted model, not a curated record